Drosophila serrata is the source of this 1473-nucleotide messenger RNA. RefSeq lists its product as uncharacterized. NCBI's taxonomy places the organism in Eukaryota, Metazoa, Arthropoda, Insecta, Diptera, Drosophilidae. The record is from RefSeq and is a predicted model, not a curated record.
UUCGCACCAUCGGACGUACAUAAAACCGAGGCGAAACCAAGAACCCCAAAGCCGCCAAACACUCGAUAAUGCCGCAUUCCAAGCUCCACUUGCCUGCGGUGGUUGGCCUCUUCUUGUUGCUGACCUUUGGCACCACCACCCCCACCACUGCCCUUCCAACCGACACGCUGAAUAACAAAACAAUUGUGGUGCACACUCCGCUCCAGAACUAUGAUCAGCCCACUAUCAGGGACUACGAGGAAUGCCAGGCGAACAGGGAUCAGUGUCUGAGUGUGUGUGACGAUGAUGUUUCCUGUAUUGAGGAGUGUCCUGUGUGCCCGGAACUGUACGAGAAGCCACUAAUGGUGCAGGGCGUAAAUGAUACGGAUGUGGUGGCACCACCACAGACCCCCAUGAACACCACCAACAUUAUUAGGCUGACGAACGAGAUCAACAACAUCAUUGAGCAUCAAAUCCAAAACCGUAACCAGGUCAAUGUCCAGGUGCAGCAGAAUGUCUCCCAGGUUGGCGGACGCUUCGGAUUGGGCUACAGUGAUCAGGGUUCCUGCUGCUAUGUGGUCCGCCAGGAUCGGGAGUGUGAGAAGAAGGGUUCGGAGGGAUGUCGCGAGAAAAGCCGCCAGCGGGUCUGCGGAGAAAGGUGCCAGGCGAGGGUGAUGCUGGCCAAGUUGGUAGUCCAAUGCGAUGCUGAGAACCCUGACAACUGCCACGAGACCAUCGAGUAUGUGCCCAGGCGGAGGAGAGUCCACCCGAGAAGGCAAAACCAACCAUGCCAGUACCUCGGCAACAAUUGGCCCUACUUCACAUGUGGCCAGGGCCAGGGACAAGGUCAAGAUCAGGAGCCUGCUGACACUCCCAGAGUGAAGCGUAGCACUUGCCAGCAGUGUCUCAAUAUGCCCUACGGAUACAUCCUGCAAAAUGGACUCCCACCUCAGUGUGCCGGCUGCUUCCAGGGAUUCGGAGCACCGAUGAUGCCCAUGUACAGUAUUCCGUACAUAUACAAUCCAUUUGUGCCAACUCCCCCUGGCUAUCCUGGCCACUACCCCGGAUAUAACAAUGGCAACCACAAUGGUAACCAGAAUGGAAAUGACAACGAUGUCACGGGAUCUGGAGAUGAUGGUUUUGUAGUCUGCGAUGAUGAUGAUAUAGAAAAAUGUCUAAAUGAUAAAUAUGGUUCACUGGAAAUGGCACCUGAGAAGCCCCAGGAGGAUCCGGACUAUAAUGUCGAAGCUCAGCGCCGCAGGAGACGGCAAAGUGGCCGUCACUUUGUGCGAUCGAUUUACAGCAAACGAAACCGCAAGGAUAACUAAUUUGAUUCCUGAUAUAUGUACAUACAUAUCUCCGAACUCUUAAGAUUUUCUGUGAAAUUAAAUUUAGAUACAUUUUACUAAACCAACAUUGAACUCGCCAUUUGUUUAUAGAACUAUUCCCAAUAAAGAACUAUCUUCAAGCGGUUUACGCCGCUUGAACUCCUCA